Messenger RNA from Sporothrix schenckii 1099-18, 1104 nucleotides. Its product is annotated as GTP binding protein. NCBI's taxonomy places the organism in Eukaryota, Fungi, Ascomycota, Sordariomycetes, Ophiostomatales, Ophiostomataceae. The record is from RefSeq and is a predicted model, not a curated record. The transcript is spliced from 4 exons. Gene Ontology annotation, molecular function: GTP binding; GTPase activity. The coding region runs from base 1 to 1104 and encodes 367 amino acids. Gene Ontology annotation, biological process: cytoplasmic translation. Gene Ontology annotation, cellular component: cytoplasm.
AUGUCGACGACCGUGGAAAAGAUCAAGGAGGUGGAGAACGAGAUGGCCCGGACGCAGAAGAACAAGGCCACCUCGUACCAUCUCGGCCAGCUCAAAGCCAAGCUCGCGAAGCUGAAGCGUGAGCUAUUGAUGCCCAGCUCGGGCGGUGGAGGCGGUGGUGCGGGAUUCGACGUUGCUCGCACGGGUGUCGCCAGUAUCGGAUUCAUCGGCUUCCCCUCCGUCGGCAAGAGUACGCUCAUGAGCCGCCUGACCGGCCAGCACUCCGAGGCUGCCGCCUACGAAUUCACCACCUUGACGAGUGUGCCCGGCCAGGUCACGUACAACGGGGCCCCGCUGCAAAUGAUUGACCUGCCUGGUAUCAUUGAGGGUGCCAAAGACGGCCGCGGUCGCGGUCGGCAGGUCAUUGCGGUGGCCAAGACGUGCCAUCUUAUUUUCAUUGUGCUCGACGUCAACAAGCCGCUCACCGACAAGCGCGUCAUCGAGCAGGAGCUCGAGGGCUUCGGCAUCCGCAUCAACAAGCAGCCGCCCAACAUUACGUUCAAGAAGAAGGACAAGGGCGGCCUCAACAUUACCAACACCGUGCCCCUGACGCACAUUGACAACGACGAGAUCCGCGCCGUCAUGAGCGAAUACCGCAUCAACUCGGCCGACAUUACCAUCCGAUGCGACGCGACCGUCGACGACCUGAUUGAUGUGCUCGAGGCGCGCAGCCGCAGCUACAUCCCCGUCAUCUACGUGCUCAACAAGAUAGACGCCAUCACCAUCGAGGAGCUAGACCUGCUCUACCGGAUCCCCAACGCCGUGCCCAUCAGCUCUGAGCACGGCUGGAACGUUGACGAGCUGAUGGAAGCGAUGUGGGAGAAGCUUAGCCUGGUUCGCGUGUACACGAAGCCCAAGGGCAAGCUGCCCGACUACUCGUCGCCGGUUGUGUUGCGUGCCAACAAGUGCACGGUUGAAGAUUUUUGUAACGCCAUUCACAGAAGCAUACUCGAGCAGUUCAAGACGGCCGUUGUGUACGGCAAGUCGGUCAAGCACCAGCCGCAGCGCGUUGGUCUGUCCCACGAGUUGUGCGACGAGGAUAUUGUGACUAUUGUCAAGCGCUGA